AUGGACUUCCACACCCUCUCAAGGAAGGAGCUUCAGACCCUCUGCAAGAAGAACAAGAUUCCAGCUAACAUCACCAACUUGGCCAUGGCUGAAGCUCUCGCCGCUCUUCCCCAAGUUGAAGGAUUGGAUGAAAUUUUGAAUCCAACGGAAGCUGAAGGAGUAGUUGAAGAAGAGAACAAAGAUGCCAAUGUACCAGUUACUCCUGCUAUGGUGCAACGUAGCAGGAGGAGGGUCCCUGCAGUUUCUACUCGCAGAAAGAAAGAAACUGAGAUGCUGGAAGAUGAAGGAAAGCCUAAAACUCCUGCUGCAGCCCCAAGCAGUAGGAGAAGAGUUACUGGCCGUUCGGUUUGCACCAAAACUGAAACCCCUGGUGGUACUACUUCAGUACAGCAAGGAUAUAGCACCAGGAGGUCGGUUAGAUUGUUGGGGAAGAACUUGUCCAAGAUGGGUUUGAUGGACAAGAUUGAUAAUGUUUCUGAAGAAUUGAGUAAUGUCUCUCAGCAAGAGGAAGACUCAGCAGAGACUGAAAAGGGGGAUAGUUUGCAGACUGUAUCAACUGUGGUUUCUGAGAAUACCGAUGAAAUGGAAGUUUCUUCUCAAGAAAACAACACUGGUUAUCAAUGCCAGCCUCAUGACUCAGGUUCAGAAGUUCAAUUAGUUUCUGGGACAGAAAAUGAUGCGGAGGCUGGGUUGGAGAUUGAGCCACAAGAGGAGGGUUUAGGGAAAGUCAAUUACUUGGAGGCUGAAUCACAUGGUUCAAAUUUAAAAAUGGAAGAAAGUUCUGAUGCAUAUGAUGAUUCAAAUGAAGCAGGAUCUAAGUUGUUAUCUGAACUUGUGGAUACGUUUGAUUCUUCUGAACAAGAAUAUAAGGAAUGCCUUGGAACCAAGCAAGAUGCGUUGUCUGUUGAGGAAUCUGAAGAUGCUGUUAAAGCGUUUACUGACCAAGAUAUUGCUGGUUUGACUGUUGAGAUGUCUGAAGAUGUCGUUGUUGAGGUUACUGUCCAAGAUACUGCCCCUGUAACUGUUGUGGUGCCUGAUGAUGCUUCAAUGGAUGUCACUGACCAAGGUGUUGCUUGCUCGCUUCAGAAUUUUGAACCAAUAAAUGGUGGUGAUGAAAAAGCGGCUGCUGAUAAGGACUUGGCAAGCUCUGAAGGGGUUCUUGAGCUGGGUGAGCACCAUGAAGAAGAAUUAGAAUUGGAAGCCAAAUCAGAGCAGUUGGAAGAUGAGGAAGAGAUGGAGAAAAUUGAUAAUGCUUCUGAUGUUACUGGUGCAUCUUCUGCUAUUAUAACUGUAGAAAAGGAUGACGGUUCUGAGAUGGUUUGCAUGGAAGCUGAAAAUUUCACUUUUGAAUCUUCAUUGAUGGAUGUAGACGUGAAUAAAGAAGAGGACCAGAAGGAUAAUUCUGAGAAAUUGGAAGCUGAAGUCCAAGCUGAGGAACUUGCUGAAGACACUGCAUCUUCUGCAGAGACUUGUAAUCAAACAAUUCAAUCACUUGUUUCUGACCAGUUAAAUGGAGAGUCCCUUGUCCCGGCUCAGCUAGAAACAAAGGAUGAUGCAAAUGAAAUUCAAACAGUUCCAAAGAUGAUCAUGAAGGAAAACCUGACCGGUAAUGAAUUACAGAAGAAUAGUGUGCGGCAGCUCAAGAAGAUGUUGAAGCUAAGGCUAGAUGGUAAAUCAAACUGCAAUACUGAUGAUGUUGUAAAGGAAGUGGAGAGGAAAAGAACUGCACUGCAGGCACUGCCAGAGAAUCGGAUGACAAUGGAUGAAGCUCAGAAGAAUGAUGCUGAAUAA
Molecule: messenger RNA, 1791 nt
Organism: Gastrolobium bilobum
Lineage: Eukaryota; Viridiplantae; Streptophyta; Magnoliopsida; Fabales; Fabaceae
Exons: 5
Coding region: 1-1791 (596 amino acids)
Source: RefSeq, a predicted model, not a curated record